CUCUCUCUUCCCUCCGAGGUGGAGCGAUAUCAACUCAGGUUGCAACUCACGCUGUCAGGUCAGACCAGACCAGACCAGACUACCCAAAGGGAAUUACUGACCCCCAGAAGGCUUUGAAUUCACCAAUCUGUGUUCAGUCCACAGGGGAAGAGAGAAUCUCCGAGAGAGAGAGGCAGGGGCAGGAUGAAGGUGAAGAGUGGAGGUAAGAAAAAGAACGUGGCAGCGUCAAGCGAAGGCCUUGAGGACGACCCCACGACCCCCGUCGCUAACGGCGGCGGCGGCGGCGGCGGCGCGGAAGGAGGCCCUCUCGAGGAGAAGGAGGUGGAGGAGGCCGAGGAAGGGGACGAAGCCGACGAGGACGAGGACGAGGACGAGGACGAGGACGACGCCGAGGGGGACGGUGAUGAGGAAGGAGGUGAGCGCCCGAAGCUGGACGAGGGCUUCUACGAGAUCGAGGCGGUCCGCCGCAAGAGGGUUCGCAAGGGGCAAGUUCAGUAUCUCAUCAAAUGGCGUGGCUGGCCAGAGACAGCCAAUACCUGGGAACCCGUAGAGAAUCUCAUGUCAUGUUCUGAUGUUAUUGAAGCAUUUGAAGAGAGUUUGAGGUCCGGAAAGCAGAGAUCUUCUCGUAAGCGCAAACGCAAGUAUGGGGCUCCUCAUGCCCAAGCCAAAAAAAAGCCACAGAGUCAGCAGCACCGAGCCCCUUCUGCAGCUUAUAGUUCGGGGGGUGCUGAGACUAGCUCUAUUGAUGAGCCUCUUACUUCUUCUGCCCCUAAAAUCUUAAGCUUUGCAGAUCUUUCUAACCCUACCCAAGCCGUGGGCUCUGGAUGUAAUGGAGAGAUUAACUUGGAUAUGAAUGGAUUUGAAACAGACCAGCAAGCGGCUCAAAAUGGACUGGCACAUGGUCUUCAGCAACCUGUCCAAGGAGAAGAAGAACCUGAGUAUGAUCCCAAGCUUAGUGAACUUAGGGCGACAGCGUGUUCCAAUGGUGUUGAUAAGGAUAAUCUUGCAGUAAAUUUCCGAGAAUCCAAGGGUUUUGGAAGUACUGGCCCCACAAUUGGGGUGCACAAAAGUGAUUCACUUGAUCCAGGCCAAAGCAAUCGCAAUACAGGAGCUAAGAGACGAAAAUCUGGUUCUGUGAAGAGGUUUAAGCAAGAACCGGCCUCAGGUGGUUCAGCUGCAGAAAAUGCCAUUUGUAGCUCUGAACAACAGGGUUUUGGAAAUCCUGACUUCUCAAGAAAUGAAUCUAGUCUAAUUAAGAGCAGUUCCAACAGUGCUCCUGUUAUAACCAAGAUUAUAAAGCCCAUAGGCUUUUCAGCUUCUGUGUCAAACAACAUUCAGGAUGUGUCAGUAACCUUCAUGGUGAUGAGGUCCGAUGGGAAAGAAGUGAUGGUCGAUAACCGGUUUUUGAAGGAGAAUUGCCCUCUUCUGCUGAUCGACUUCUAUGAGCAACAUCUUCGCUACAGUCCGACGUCAUGAUUGAGUAGAGCUGUAUAUGGUGAGUUUUAAGCUAUUCAGGCGAUGUACAUGCGAGGCACUGUGGUGCAGGACAGGCAAAGGUAUUUGUAAUGAGAAAGACUAUUUGCUGUGGAAAUUCGACUUGAGUUUGUUGUGAACUUAUUUUGUUAGAUCCUACUAUGUCUCUCUUAUUGUCGUUAGCAGAACUGAUUGCACUCUGACCAUCUCUGUAUCAUAAUCUAUAGGAGUCUCAGGAUUUAGAUGAUCUAGUGUCUUAAUGACUUGAGCUUUUUACCA
This is a messenger RNA of Syzygium oleosum, 1752 nucleotides long. Its product is annotated as chromo domain-containing protein LHP1. The transcript is spliced from 7 exons. Bases 184 to 1476 code for a protein of 430 amino acids. The record is from RefSeq and is a predicted model, not a curated record. Gene Ontology annotation, biological process: heterochromatin formation. Gene Ontology annotation, cellular component: nucleus. Lineage: Eukaryota; Viridiplantae; Streptophyta; Magnoliopsida; Myrtales; Myrtaceae.